Messenger RNA from Charadrius vociferus (killdeer), 967 nucleotides. RefSeq names its product ubiquitin fusion degradation 1 like (yeast) (gene UFD1). Gene Ontology annotation, molecular function: polyubiquitin modification-dependent protein binding. Gene Ontology annotation, cellular component: VCP-NPL4-UFD1 AAA ATPase complex. The record is from RefSeq and is a predicted model, not a curated record. The transcript is spliced from 11 exons. Bases 8 to 916 code for a protein of 302 amino acids. NCBI's taxonomy places the organism in Eukaryota, Metazoa, Chordata, Aves, Charadriiformes, Charadriidae.
CUUUAACAUGUUCGAUCACCCCAUCCCGCGGGUUUUCCAGAACCGCUUCUCAACUCAAUACCGCUGCUUCUCGGUAUCCAUGCUUGCUGGGCCUAAUGACAGGUCAGAUGUGGAGAAAGGCGGGAAGAUAAUUAUGCCACCAUCGGCUUUGGAUCAACUCAGCCGACUUAAUAUUACUUACCCGAUGCUGUUUAAGCUGACCAAUAAAAAUUCAGACCGAAUGACGCACUGUGGAGUGCUUGAAUUUGUGGCUGAUGAGGGCAUAUGUUACCUUCCACACUGGAUGAUGCAGAACUUGCUGCUGGAAGAGGGAGGCCUGGUGCAAGUGGAGAGUGUUAAUCUUCAAGUUGCUACUUACUCAAAAUUUCAGCCACAGAGUCCAGAUUUUCUUGACAUCACCAAUCCCAAAGCUGUAUUAGAAAAUGCAUUGAGAAACUUUGCUUGUUUAACUACUGGGGAUGUUAUUGCCAUCAACUACAAUGAAAAGAUCUAUGAGCUUCGGGUAAUGGAGACCAAACCGGAUAAGGCUGUGUCUAUCAUAGAAUGCGAUAUGAAUGUGGAUUUUGAUGCUCCUUUGGGGUACAAAGAACCAGAAAGAAGCGCGCAACACGAGGAGACCACAGACGUUGAAGCAGACCAUAGUGGAUAUGUGAGUGACAUAGGAUUUCGUGCGUUCUCUGGUUCUGGGAACAGAUUGGAUGGCAAGAAGAAAGGUGUUGAGCCUAGUCCAUCGCCAAUUAAACCUGGAGACAUUCGAAGAGGAAUACCCAACUAUGACUUCAAGAUCGGUAGAAUCACAUUCAUUAGAAACUCACGUCCACUAGUUAAGAAAGUCGAAGAGGAUGAAUCUGGAAGCCGGUUUAUUGCCUUUUCCGGAGAAGGCCAGUCGCUGCGCAAAAAGGGAAGAAAACCCUAAGCUGUGGUACCUUUAGUCAGUUAGGAGGAAAAUAAAAUAACAGUUGCAGCA